CCGCCGCCGCCGUCCCGAGACCCCAGCGCACGGCGCGCCCUCCCUCGUGCGCCCCUCCGGCCCCCGCGGAGAACGAGAGGGCAAGCGAGCACGGCGAUCCCGGGCCGGCUCGGCCCCCCCUGUCUUCACCAUCGCCUGCCCUCCGCCGCCUUCCUUCGCUUCCACCUCCACUCCCCCCCCCACAAGUAGAGGCCCCCUCCGGGGGGGGGAGGCCCGGGGCCCGGAGCGGAUUCCCCCAACUCCCUUAGGCCCGCCCCCGCCCGGCCCGAGUGUGAGGAGGGCCCGGGCCGGCCCACGUCGUGAGAGAGGAGGACCCCGGGCGGGCCCGCGGGCCGUCUGGGGCCUGGUCCGGCCCCGCCAGGCGUGUGAGGACAGGGGCCCGGCCCGGCCCGAGGGCGAGAGGAGGGGAGGGGCCUGGUCCGGCCCGGCCGGUGCGCGAGGACUGGGGCCGCGGCCCCGCACGGCCGCCGCCGCCGCCGCCGCCGCCGCGAUGGCCCAGCAGCAGAUGACCAGCUCGCAAAAAGCCCUGAUGCUUGAGCUGAAAUCCCUGCAGGAGGAACCGGUGGAGGGCUUCCGGAUCACCCUGGUGGAUGAGUCCGACCUCUACAACUGGGAGGUGGCCAUCUUCGGACCCCCUAACACCCUCUACGAAGGCGGCUACUUCAAGGCACAUAUUAAAUUUCCUAUUGACUACCCAUACUCACCACCUACCUUCAGAUUCUUGACCAAAAUGUGGCACCCCAACAUUUAUGAGAAUGGAGAUGUAUGCAUUUCAAUUCUUCAUCCGCCUGUAGAUGACCCACAGAGUGGAGAACUGCCCUCUGAAAGGUGGAAUCCUACUCAGAAUGUCAGGACUAUCCUGUUAAGUGUGAUCUCACUGCUUAAUGAGCCCAACACUUUCUCUCCAGCCAACGUGGAUGCUUCAGUCAUGUUCCGGAAAUGGAGGGACAGCAAAGGAAAAGACAAGGAAUACGCCGAGAUCAUUCGGAAACAGGUCUCAGCCACUAAAGCUGAAGCGGAAAAGGAUGGAGUGAAGGUCCCCACAACCCUGGCAGAAUACUGCAUCAAAACUAAAGUGCCUUCCAAUGACAACAGCUCAGAUUUGCUUUAUGACGACUUGUAUGACGACGACAUUGAUGAUGAAGAUGAGGAGGAAGAAGAUGCCGACUGUUAUGAUGAUGAUGAUUCUGGAAAUGAGGAGUCCUGACAAGUUCCUUCAGUGCCCCUGUACUGCCCUGAUGUCUCAGGCCAAAGGGAGGGGAGCAAGUGGGGAUCUACAGCGGCCACUCAGCAAAAACUUACUCAUGGGGUGGGGAAGCAAACAGCCCCUGCUGACUCCCCUUGCGGAUCUCAGUUUGCUCCUUUUUAUGGACCUUUACUGGAGAGGAAGCUCCCUCCACAGAAUGUCUGAAGUCUUGCAUUCUUUCCCUUCCAUCACUGUAUUGAUUCUUUUUUAAAAACAGCCACCACCCCUCAAACUCCCACCUCACCUCAUCUCUGCAGAAUGUUCACAGCAAAACACCUUUGUCUGUUUUUAGAUUCUUGAAGAAUUAGUCUGUUCAGGACAUUGUGUUUGAAGCUGGGAGCCCACUGGGAGUCCACACGUGCUGCAUAUAUUGGGUAGCAAAAGAAAAUGGGAAAAAAAAGAAAAAAAAAAAAACAACAAAACCUAAAAAAAUAAAAAAUAAAAAAAAAGCCCACAAAACAAACUUUAAAAAAAAAAUUAAAAAAAAAGCCAAUUUGCCAAGGGUUAGCUGCUCCUUUCCAUUAGUGCGUGUGCAUUUGUUCAGCCCCGUGGUGGUGAGCUUUGUUUCCUCCCCUCCCUAAGGCUGGGCUGCGGUGGGCAUCAGGGACUUAAUCUUGCUAAGUCUGAUGAAAUGCGCUGCCUCUCUGAGACCACCCAAUGUGGAGGCUGCAGCUACUCUGAGGAGAUAUCAGAUUUUGUUUUUUGGAAUUGAUUGGGAUCUAAAGCCUGAAAUAAAUAUUCAUACUUUACAUAGAACCGA
Molecule: messenger RNA, 2006 nt
Organism: Arvicanthis niloticus (Nile rat)
Lineage: Eukaryota; Metazoa; Chordata; Mammalia; Rodentia; Muridae
Gene: Ube2r2
Product: ubiquitin conjugating enzyme E2 R2
Source: RefSeq, a predicted model, not a curated record